This is a messenger RNA of Zalophus californianus (California sea lion), 3977 nucleotides long. RefSeq names its product dopamine receptor D1 (gene DRD1). Bases 923 to 2263 code for a protein of 446 amino acids. The record is from RefSeq and is a predicted model, not a curated record. Gene Ontology annotation, biological process: adenylate cyclase-activating adrenergic receptor signaling pathway; vasodilation; G protein-coupled dopamine receptor signaling pathway. Lineage: Eukaryota; Metazoa; Chordata; Mammalia; Carnivora; Otariidae. Gene Ontology annotation, cellular component: plasma membrane. Gene Ontology annotation, molecular function: dopamine neurotransmitter receptor activity, coupled via Gs; G protein-coupled receptor activity. The transcript has 2 exons.
UAGUGCGGCGGAGAGGCGCAGAGCCCUGCCCCGAAGGGCCAGAGGCCACCCGAGGGGCGCCCGGGCGCUCGGUUCUGGGAAAAAGGCAGCAAAGGAAAGAAGCUCUCCAAGUGACUAGUCCUGGAGGUACCCUCUCUCAAGGAUGCGCCGAGCGCCCGGGAGCCCUUUUCCCGGGUGUCCUCGGCUUUAAACAAUCAUUAGCCUUUGGAGGCAGUAGGGCAGCGCCGGCCCCGGGGGACCUGGCCUGGGAACAUUUCCCAAACCUGCCCUGCGAUUUUUGCGCCAUCAGGAGCCAGACCCCGGCUGCGCGCGCGGGGCAGGAGUCAGGCGCACCUCCUGGGCGUUGCGGAGCUGCGGCGCCUAGCAAAGCCCGCUUUCCGAGCUCCAGGGGCUUUGAGAGAGACAACCUCAAGGCAAGGGCGUUUGGGGAGCUGCGGUGGAGCCAGGGGCUUGGAGGAGUGAGGCAUGUAUUUUCAGCUGCACCUUCAAAAGGGGAGAAUUCCGUCGCCACCAGAGAGGCAACAGCCCCAAAAUAUGACUACGGUUGCCUAGAUCCGCAGAGGCCUGGGAGUCUCUGGUUUGAUAGCUUAGAAUAUGCUAAAAAGCCAAUGCCUUCCAUGGAGAAUUGAAGGGCCAGCUGGUCAACAGGACAGUGACCUGGAGCAAGGGAGUCAGAAGACAGUCGUAACAAGCAAGAGGGGCCUUCCAAGGGACUGACUUGGGUUGCCAAGGGCAGGCUCCUGCCACGCAAUUGUUGCAGCCCUCUGAUGGAAUGCUGGUGAGGUCCUCCACCUCGGGGAGCCGUCGGGGCUGUGCCAGGGGCUGCCUGGUGAGUGAGAACUCCUGCAGGUGGGACUGACCCCUCAUCCCUGCUUAGGAACUGGAGGGUGUCAGAGCCCCCUAUGUGCUCUCCCUCCGCAAGAUGAGGACUCUGAACACCUCUACUAUGGAUGGGGCUGGGCUGGUGGUAGAGAGAGACUUCUCCUUCCGCAUCCUUACAGCCUGCUUCCUGUCUCUGCUCAUCCUGUCCACACUCCUGGGGAACACACUGGUCUGUGCCGCUGUCAUCAGGUUCCGACACCUGCGGUCCAAGGUGACCAACUUCUUUGUCAUCUCCUUGGCCGUAUCGGAUCUCUUGGUGGCUGUCUUGGUCAUGCCCUGGAAAGCGGUGGCGGAGAUUGCUGGCUUCUGGCCCUUUGGGUCCUUCUGUAACAUCUGGGUGGCCUUUGACAUCAUGUGCUCGACCGCGUCCAUCCUCAACCUCUGUGUGAUCAGCGUGGACAGGUAUUGGGCCAUCUCCAGCCCCUUCCGGUAUGAGAGGAAGAUGACCCCCAAGGCAGCCUUCAUCCUGAUCAGCGUGGCAUGGACCUUGUCUGUACUCAUCUCUUUCAUCCCAGUACAGCUCAGCUGGCACAAGGCGAAACCCACAAGCUCCUCUGACGGCAAUGCCACUUCCCUGGGUGAGACCCUGGACAACUGUGAUUCCAGCUUAAGCAGGACAUAUGCCAUUUCAUCCUCCCUGAUAAGCUUUUAUAUCCCCGUGGCCAUCAUGAUUGUCACCUACACCAGGAUCUAUAGGAUCGCCCAGAAACAAAUACGGCGCAUCUCGGCCUUGGAGAGGGCAGCAGUCCAUGCCAAGAAUUGCCAGACCACUACAGGUAAUGGAAACCCAGUGGAGUGUUCUCAACCAGAAAGCUCCUUUAAGAUGUCCUUCAAAAGAGAAACUAAAGUUCUGAAGACUCUGUCCGUGAUCAUGGGGGUCUUUGUGUGCUGCUGGCUUCCUUUCUUCAUCUUGAACUGCAUGGUGCCCUUCUGUGGGUCUGGGGAGACCAAGCCCUUCUGCAUUGAUUCCAUCACCUUUGACGUGUUUGUGUGGUUUGGGUGGGCUAAUUCCUCCUUGAACCCCAUCAUUUAUGCCUUUAAUGCUGAUUUUCGGAAGGCAUUUUCAACUCUCUUAGGAUGCUACAGACUUUGCCCUACCACGAAUAAUGCCAUAGAGACGGUUAGCAUCAAUAACAAUGGGGCUGUGGUAUUUUCCAGCCAUCACGAGCCUCGAGGCUCCAUUUCCAAGGACUGCAAUCUGGUUUAUCUGAUCCCACAUGCAGUGGGCUCCUCUGAGGACCUGAAGAAGGAGGAGGCAGGUGGAAUGGCCAAACCCUUGGAGAAGCUGUCCCCGGCCCUAUCUGUCAUAUUGGACUACGACACCGAUGUCUCUCUAGAGAAGAUCCAGCCUAUCACACAAAACGGACAGCAUCCAACCUGAACCCUGAGAUGAAUCCGGCCAGACAGGCUCAUCCCAAAAACUGGAGGAGAUUUUCAGUGGCUUGCUGUUAGGAAACCAAGGUGUGGUGAGACUCAGAUGUCAGGCAAGCCCUCCUCUGCUGCUUUUCCUUAAACACACUAACUAUAUUUUAAAAUACAUUUCAGUGUGUUUUCUGUGUUGUUCAUAGUGAAUCAAAGAGGGACAUAUGUGAAGUGAAUGUUCACAGGGACAUGUCUUUGGCUCCAAAAUUAUUUUUAGAAACUGAUUCUUAUCUUAGGACUUAAAAAAUAGGGCACAGAAUCAACAAUGAACAGCAUUGCUUAAAAAAUAAAUCCUUUCCAGGAAGGAAAUGAGAAGGGUCGAGUUUGCUGUGUACAAACAGGUGCUAACACUGGUCCAAGCAGAGUUUUCAGAUUGUAAAGGUAGGUGCAUGCCUUCAUAAAUUAUUUCUAAAAAAUAAUUGAGCCUUACAGUAGGGGUGGGAUUUUUUUUCCAGACUUGAGAGAUGUUUUGUUGAUAAUGGUUUUAUUUAUUUAUUGUAUUAUAUGGAUAUUUUAAAUUUAUUAAAUAAAUCUAUAUUUAUCAGAUGUCAUAGGAUAAACUAAUGAAUUAUCUGAGACCUUACAAUCACAUUUCGUCCAUCUAACUAGCACUUUAUUGGCCAAUGAAACAAACAGACAAACUCUGAGAUUCUAAAUGCUCAUGGGUAACUUCCAGAAACAGCAAAGACUGAUAGGAAAUGAAGUUGUGAUACUUCUUUAAAAUUCAUUGGCAUUAAUAAACACGAGGUGAGAAUUGACAAAUGCUGUGAAUGUUUUUUUUUCUAGAAAGAUUUUGAAAAACUUAAAAAGGCAUAGCUACUAUUGUGUUCAAAUUUUUUUAAAUGACAGAGACUUUCCCAGGAGAAAGAUUUGCAGUUCUGUAAAUAAUCUUAAAUAAAAGCCAGCUUCAGAAGGACCUGACUUGAGAUUUAUGACCUUAGGUGGUAAUAAAAAGUAUGUGCCACUUUGUAUUUAUGUAAAAUACUUGGCCUUUUGCGUCUUUCUCAUUUCAGUGUCAGAUAGUUUUUCUGAACCAACAAGUGGCUGUCCUGGUUAGAUACGUGUAGUGAAGACAGUAGGUUUCCUUAAUAUUUGGGUUAUAACAGUCUCACCAACAGACAAAGGUCAAAUCCUGCAUCUCCAUCUUACCAGGUCAAAUCACACCACUCAGUGGGGCGACUUUUUGUAGUGCUUUAAUCUGAAUUUAGAAUUGAUUUUUUUUUUAAGUCUAAAUGUUAAUAGUAUACUAACGAAUAGUGCCUCAUUAUCAUCCUCAAGUUAGACACUUCUCUUGGUGGAAAUAAAAGGAGACCCCUUCUCUUUGGGUGUGUUAAGUGCUCCAAAGCCACCAGAAUCUCUAUUGACAAAGGCUAGCUCCUUCUCUGUGCUUUGGAAUCAAGUUCCUAUCUCAUCAUCUCAACUGUAUAAAGUAUCAUGAGUCUGUUUUGCCAGAUACUCAUUCAUGUGGGGGCAUUUCAAGAGAAUUUCUUUGAAAUGUUUACAGAGUAUUCUUGUUGAUAAGCAAUGUACACAGUGUUUAGAUGAAAUGGGUAACAAGAAGGAAAUCUACUGAAAAAUAUCUCCUGCAUCAGGUCCGUGUUAUUUAUGCAUUGUGAAUGUUUCUUCAUUUUAUUGCCUGUAUGCUUUCUUACAUAUAAUAAAAUUAUUUUGUG